Messenger RNA from Pantherophis guttatus, 1611 nucleotides. The record is from RefSeq and is a predicted model, not a curated record. Lineage: Eukaryota; Metazoa; Chordata; Lepidosauria; Squamata; Colubridae.
AUGGCUGGAUCUAAAUUGGCCUUGGGGCCAUCCAGAGUCGUACCCAAGAACUACCAGCAGUUCAGAGCCUUGGUAUUUGCAGUCAGCGAGGUCAACAAGGAUCUGCUUCUCCUCCCCAACAUCACCCUUGGCUUCCACAUCUAUAGCAAUUCUCAGACUGAGGUGGAGAUUUGCUCAAACAGCCUCUCCCUGCUCUCCACCCGAGACCGAAUGGUUCCAGGUGAUUUUGCUGAGUGUGUGGGUUUAGUCCAGCUGCUCCUGUAUUUCCAGUGGAACUGGGUUGGUCUUCUGGCCCCUGAAGAUGACAGUGGAGAACGUUUCGUCUCAUCUCUGAUGCCAAUGCUGAAGGAGAAAGAGCUUCUUCCCUAUCUGAGGAACGUCAAGUUCAACAACAGUGCUGGAGAGGAAGUCUCCUUCUCAGAAAGUGGAUUGGUUUCUUCUCGUUACGAUCUUCUCAACUGGCUUUUCCUCCCUAAUCAAUCUUUUGUCACCACCAAAGUUGGAGAAAUAGAUCUCAUGGCUUCCCCAGGACAAGAUUUUACCAUUAACUCUGAUGAAAUCAUCUGGGUCACAAAGAAGGUGCCCUUUGCCAGGUGUGGCGUGAAGAGGUGCCAUGCAGGAGAGAGGAAGAGCGUUCCAGAAGGCAAGGAAGUUUGCUGCUACCAAUGUGACCCUUGUCCAGAAGGGACCAUUUCUAAUCAGACAGAUGCAGCUCUCUGUGAUCCUUGCCCAGAAGACCAAUAUCCCAACAAGGACAAGGACCACUGCAUUGCCAAGAAGCUCCACUUCCUUUCCUAUCAAGACCCCCUGGGCUACUCAUUAACAUCUCUCACUCUUUUUCUCUCUGUGACCACAGCUUUAGUCCUGGUAGUUUUCCUUAAGCAUCACGAUACACCGAUUGUCAAGGCCAACAACCGAGAUCUCACCUACAUCCUCCUGGUCUCCCUCCUGUUCUGCUUCCUCUGUUCCUUUCUUUUCAUUGGUCAACCAGGGAAGCUCACCUGUCUUUUUCGACAAUCUGCCUUUGCCAUUCUCUUUUCCCUUGCGGUUUCCUCUGUCUUGGCAAAAACUGUCAUGGUGGUUCUGGCCUUCAUGGCCACCAAGCCUGGAAACAGGAUGAGAAAAUUCUUAGGAAAACCACUGACCAAUUCCAUUGUUUUAGCCUGUCCCCUGAUUCAAGCAAUUAUUUGCACCAUCUGGCUGGUAACCUCUCCCCCAUUUCCCAACUUGGACUUUCAUUCCUUGGUAGGAGAGGCCAUCUUGGAAUGUAAUGAAGGUUCAGCUUCCAUGUUUUACACUGUCCUCAUCUACAUGGGUUUCCUGGCCAGUGUCAGUUUCAUGAUGGCCUUUUUGGCCAGGAAAUUGCCCGACAGCUUUAAUGAAGCCAAGUUCAUUACUUUUAGCAUGUUGGUCUUUUGCAGUGUUUGGAUCAGCUUCCUUCCCACCUACCUGAGCACCAAAGGGAAGUCCAUGGUGGCCGUGGAGAUCUUCUCCAUCUUGGCCUCUGGGUCUGGUCUCUUGGCUUGUAUCUUUUUCCCCAAAUGCUACAUUAUCCUACUUAGGCCCAGUCUGAAUUGUAAAGAAAAUAUAAUGAGGCACAAGAAUCUCUGA